Messenger RNA from Lachancea thermotolerans CBS 6340, 1182 nucleotides. RefSeq names its product CDC50/LEM3 family protein. The record is from RefSeq and is a predicted model, not a curated record. Gene Ontology annotation, cellular component: Golgi apparatus; plasma membrane; endoplasmic reticulum. Bases 1 to 1182 code for a protein of 393 amino acids. The transcript has a single exon. NCBI's taxonomy places the organism in Eukaryota, Fungi, Ascomycota, Saccharomycetes, Saccharomycetales, Saccharomycetaceae.
AUGUUGUGGUUCAGGAAAAGAGCAGCAAAAGAUUCGCGGUCUAGUGAAUCCCUGACAACAAAAUCAAGAAAGCCUCCAAAUACAGCUUUUCGUCAACAGAGGCUGAAAGCGUGGCAGCCCAUUCUAUCGCCACAAUCAGUUCUGCCGCUUCUGAUCCUUAUAAGUGCUAUUUUCGCUCCAAUCGGGGUUGCGUUAAUCAUAACCGCUAAUAACGUUCAGAAUCUUUCGAUAGACUACAGCUACUGUGAGAACCUCGCAAAUUCAGAGGCUUUCACUACUAUCCCAACGAAGUAUACCAAGUUCCAUUUCAAACGGAAGGCUAGCGUUCAACCGACUUGGAAAUUAUCGGAAGAUAGCGAAGGAGAACUUACUUGCCAGCUACAGUUUGAGGUCCCAGUAAACCUGAAAAAGUCCAUUUACAUCUAUUACAGACUCACCAACUUCUUUCAGAAUCAUCGGAAGUACGUUCAAUCUUUCGACAUAGACCAGCUCAAAGGGAAAGCCGUGGACGAGGACUCUCUAAAUGACGAUUGUAACCCUUUAAAAAGCGAGGGAGAUAAGGUGAUUUAUCCAUGCGGCCUUAUUGCGAACUCUUUGUUCAACGACACAUUUGCGGGUGUACUGAAAGGCGUCAAUGACACCGAUACAGAUUACCAGCUGAGUAACAAGAACAUUGCGUGGCACGCUGACCGCAAGAGAUAUAAGAAAACGACAUACAAUGCUUCGGAUAUUGUCCCCCCUCCAAACUGGGCAAAAGCUUUCCCAAGUGGCUACACUGAUGAUAAUAUUCCAGACCUUUCACAAUGGGAAGAACUCCAGGUUUGGAUGAGAACCGCUGGCUUACCAAAAUUUUAUAAGCUUGCGCUCAAGAAUGAGUCAACGACUUUGCCAAAAGGAACAUACAGAAUGGACAUUGGCCUCAACUAUCCUGUACGAAUGUUUGGGGGAUCCAAGUCUUUUGUUCUCACUACAAACAGUAUAAUAGGAGGCCGCAACAUGUCACUGGGAGUUGUGUAUCUAAUUGUUGCUGGAAUAUCAAUCUUAUUUGGCAUCAUAUUUCUCGUCAAACUUAUCAUUCAGCCAAGAAAACUUGGUGAUCAUUCAUUCCUCAAUUUUGACGAUGCAACGGAAUCUGAGAGCCGCCCUAAUACGUCCGACAUCCCCCUCAGAGAAAUUUUAUAG